ACAGGCACCCACUGGCCAACCAGGACUUAGCACUACAUUUUGUUUGACCAUCUCUCUCUUUUUAGUGAAAUCUAGAAACGUGUGGAGGGUAUCUGGCAGCAGUGAGCUAUUGAAUGUUUGGGCCUUAGGGGACAGAGGGAUGAGCCUGGAGAAAGUGUUAUAGUAGAAUGUCCCUAUGCCAGUGGACCUUUCAUUGUGGGAGUAGCCAUCUAAGGAUUUCUGGAUUGGAAUUAAAUUCAGCACCAGGAACAGCUAAGGACAGAAGAACAGUUUCAAAAGUGGAACAUAUGAUGCCUGCCUGGUUUGUCAUUGGAAUACACUGACGGCAAUUACACUGGCAACAAUAAGACGAGUGGGACAAUAGGCUGUUUUAUUUAUCGAUUUGUAUUUGUCUUAAUUGAUCUACCAGGACAUCAGUAUAGGAACAAAAGUGAAAGAGAACAUUGGAAUACAUGGACUUUCAGUACAAUAAUUGCUCUAGCUACCAAAAGAAAGCCAAGGAGACAUUGAUUUUCAACCCAGAUAGGUAUAAUUGAGGAGGAAAUCUCUUUUGCAUAUAGACCUGGUAGACUAGGUACCAGAGAGGCCCAUUUUCCAGGAGGGCUUCCCUCCCUGACCUCCCAGCCUCCCGUUGUCCCCAGCAGCAUGUCCCAGGCUGUGAGGUUGCUUCUAGUCCUCCCCACACCAUUCUACCAUGACCACAUGGGCUGCUGGAGGGAGUACGGCUGUCACUGCCUGGGCCACCUCUGGGUCUUUGUUUAGGUCUGGCUCUGGGUCCAGGUUUAGGUCUGGCUCUGGGUCCAGGUUUAGGUCUGGCUCUGGGUCCAGCUUUAUCUCUAGGUCCUUCUUUUCCAGCCUGUCUCUGUCUCUGCUGCUAGCACUGCUGCUCGCCCUUUCCCUCCCUGUGGUUGUCUGCCAUCAACCUCUCUACAGAGGCAGGCUCCAGCCAACCAGCCCCAGGCUCCAGUUCCCCAGUCUCCAGCCCCACAGCCCCCAGCCCCCCAGCCCCCAGCCCCACAGCCCCCAGCCCCCCAGCCCCCAGCUCCCCAGCCCCAGCAGCCCUUUUAGGGCGCCAGUGAACAGUUCCCUGGCUGCAUCCAGGGUUGGAGAGACUGGGGAAACUGGAGGUCCCUUGGAAGGUAUUAGGGUUCCGCUGGGGAGGCACAUACGCAGCUACAACCACCUGCAGGGAGAUGUGCGGCGGAGGAAGCUCUUCUCCUUCCAGAAGUUCUUCCUGCGGAUCGAUACAAAUGGCAGAGUUAAUGGGACCAAGAGCAGAGAGGACCCCCUCAGUAUUCUGGAGAUCACGUCGGUGGAUGUGGGGGUGGUGGCUAUCAAAGGCCUGGGCAGUAACUAUUACCUGGCUAUCAGCAGGAAGGGUGAGCUGUACGGAGCGAGAGAGUUUGGCAUUGACUGCACACUGAAGGAGCGUAUUGAGGAGAACGGCUAUAACACCUACGCCUCAGCCGAGUGGAGGAACAAGAAGAGACAGAUGUUUGUGGGGCUGAGUGUCCACGGGAGGCCACUGAGAGGGAAGAAAACAAGGAGGAGGAAAAUGUCCACCCACUUCCUCCCCAUCAUGGUGUGAUGAAGAAGAGCAUUUCACUGUACUAAACAUACCCUGUGGGAGAGCUAUUCAGCACUGAACAAUCUUUCAGAUAAAGAUUUUUUUAAAUGUACUCUAAUCUAGACAGAGAGCAUCUGAACUAUACCAUUUAUAAAAGACAUAUUUUCUCUAAGGAAGGUAAUUAACUGUGCAUAUACUCCCUGCUUUUGACUUUCGUUGAGAUGGUUUAUUGGUUUGAGGAUGUGCAGUGCUUUCUGUGGCACAGGGUAAAAUUUGAAUCAUAUUCUGUGCCAAAUCAUUGGAAAGAUGUGGACUGAAGGAGGGUGUGACAUGUGGGAACAAAGUAGGACGCUGUUUCACACACCUCGUGGAUGAAGUGAUGAAGCACUGGCUCUGUGUAUCCAAAAAAACGAUUGAACUGUUGUUCAUGGUCCUCAUUCUCAUUUCAAUGAUCUGAACAUUCUUAAAUGAAGAUGAAGGCCUAACAGAUCGGUAAAUGCAGGAAAAAUGUAUAUAAUUGAGCAAGAUCCUCGUGGUCAUGAGAUCUUGGAACCAUAUCAAAAGUGAAUACAGUGAAAGGAAACACUAAUGUAUGAUAUUUAACCACUGAGUUUUGACUGUGUUGAAGUAAAUUAUUUAUUUUGUGUAAUAUUUAACUGAAGGUGGAAAGAAGGUGAACAUUUCAUUGCAUUCUUUACACCUUAUGUCUGUGAAGUAAAUAACAUACAUUUGCUAUUUCCUCCUCGGGAUCCAAAUGUUCUCAUGUUCAUCAAUAAAGUUUGCAACUUAAACUGGUUGACAAAUCUG
Oncorhynchus nerka (sockeye salmon) is the source of this 2374-nucleotide messenger RNA. RefSeq names its product fibroblast growth factor 10-like. Gene Ontology annotation, biological process: positive regulation of ERK1 and ERK2 cascade; secretion by lung epithelial cell involved in lung growth; positive chemotaxis. The record is from RefSeq and is a predicted model, not a curated record. Bases 695 to 1588 code for a protein of 297 amino acids. Lineage: Eukaryota; Metazoa; Chordata; Actinopteri; Salmoniformes; Salmonidae. Gene Ontology annotation, molecular function: chemoattractant activity; type 2 fibroblast growth factor receptor binding; growth factor activity. The transcript has 3 exons. Gene Ontology annotation, cellular component: cytoplasm.